Naegleria gruberi is the source of this 483-nucleotide messenger RNA. RefSeq lists its product as uncharacterized. The record is from RefSeq and is a predicted model, not a curated record. The coding region runs from base 1 to 483 and encodes 160 amino acids. Gene Ontology annotation, molecular function: protein binding. The transcript has a single exon. NCBI's taxonomy places the organism in Eukaryota, Heterolobosea, Eutetramitea, Acrasida, Naegleriidae.
AUGAAUAGUAUUGUAAAUGUUAAGUUUUCUUGUGGCUUGCUUAACUCUUCAGAUAAACUUAAAUUCAUAAGUGGAAUGAACCAAUUAACAUCACUUGAUAUUUCUGACAAUCAAAUUGGUGUAGAAGGAUCCAAAUACAUAAGUGGAAUGAAACAAUUAACAUCACUUGAUAUAUAUUACAAUGAAAUUGGUGUAGAAGGAGCCAAAUACAUAAGUGAAAUGAAACAAUUAACAUCACUUGAUAUUGGUAACAAUCAAAUCGGUGUAGAAGGAUCCAAAUACAUAAGUGAAAUGAAUCAAUUAACAUCACUUAAUAUAUAUUCCAAUCAAAUUGGUGUAGAAGGAUCCAAAUACAUAAGUGAAAUGAAACAAUUAACAUCACUUAAUAUUGGUCACAAUCAAAUUGGUGUAGAAGGAGCCAAAUACAUAAGUGAAAUGAAACAAUUAACAUCACUUGAUAUUGGUCACAAUCAAAUCUUGUAG